This is a messenger RNA of Drosophila pseudoobscura, 6613 nucleotides long. RefSeq names its product Ulp1 (gene Ulp1). NCBI's taxonomy places the organism in Eukaryota, Metazoa, Arthropoda, Insecta, Diptera, Drosophilidae. Gene Ontology annotation, biological process: proteolysis; protein desumoylation. The record is from RefSeq and is a predicted model, not a curated record. Gene Ontology annotation, molecular function: deSUMOylase activity. The transcript is spliced from 7 exons. Gene Ontology annotation, cellular component: nucleus. Bases 192 to 6197 code for a protein of 2001 amino acids.
UCAGUAUAUUUUCGGUAUGUUUUGGAACUGUGACGUAUGUCGGUAUACUUCUGAACGUCCACCUAAAAGCAAGCGAUGUGAGAAAGGAGAAAAAAUUAGUUAGACAGAAAUUCGAGUUUCAAGUGUGUUUUAAUUUUUAAACAAUUUUUCAAGCGAAUUUGUGUGCAGGUGAAAACCAAAACGACACCCGUAUGUCGCAUAAUCCCGAGGACUUCGGGCAAUCAGAAAACGCGCAAAACGAUUUUCUUAGCAAUGGAUCCGCCGAAAAUUGCUAUGAAUCGAACUCCACGCCGACCCUAGUUGUGGUAGACAUCGGCACCAUACAGGAGGCGGGGAACAAAGACAAUCCCGAUGCUCAUGAAAAUUGUAAUGGGAACGGCAAUGAGCCACUAUAUACACAAAUACACGCAGAACAACACUUUGGCAUACAAAUAAAGCCAGAACCACAACCACAGCCAGAGAAACAGCAGCAGCAGCAGCAGCUGGCGCCCGAACACACUCAUCCGAAUCCGCAUCCAAGUGAUCCAUGUGAGCUGGUACCGACUGGUCUUGGUGCUUUCGAGAUAUCUGGCAACGCUGCACCACCAGACCUUUCUGAAGAACGUCAAACAGAAAAACCGCAGAAACCCGAUAAUAUCGUAAAACUGAACGACGACAACGAGCAGCAGCAGGAGCCCGAACGUCCGCAUCCGAUUGAUCCGAUUGUGGGGGUAUCUGGCACCGGUAUAGAAGACUCGCAGACAGAGGGACAACAGAAACCCGACAACAUCCAACCGGAAAUAACAUUGAACAACAACGAUCCGCAGAAGCCUGCAACUAUCUCGGAGGACAGUACUGCGCCCUCGAUUGUGGUUAUUGAAAUAGUCGAUGAGCAGGACCUGCUGUUAGAUUCAAACCGUGUAUCUCCCGAUUAUACACGUAUAAAUAAAGUGCGCGAGUGGCUCAGCGAAGAAGAAAGACAAGACCUCGAAGAAUCAGAGGAAGAGAUCGACCUGGAAUUGCAGGUAUUGAAAUAUCCCUUAACACCCUCUUACGUAGCCGAAACUGGGCGAAAGGAGAGGCUUCCGACCGAGGAACACUUCGCAGCGGAAAAAGGAGCGGGUGUGGCGCCCAAACGAAAGAAGCAGGAGGAAGAGGAACUGCUGCCGUGCAAGAAAAUUAGCAAGUAUCGUUCCUGGCUGGAGUGCGGGAGCAAGGAUUCUUUUCCAAAUCUUUCCAACCCAUUAAACAAGGACUGGCCCCAACAGAAUAACGUCUCAUCCACGCCUGAGAGAGAGGAGGAAGGAGACGAGGAGCACGAGGUGCUUAAACCGAACGACUGUGCUUCCACCGCACCGCCCAAAGACAUAUCAUCCCAGUCCCACUCCAAGGAAGAAGAGUUCCAAUAUAUCUCUGAUACAGAGACAGAGUUAAGGUCAGACGAAUCCGAGAUCCAGGAAAUUACCGAGUCAGACGAAGAAAGGGUCCAAGCGGGUUUUUCCCCGCCUUUAUCUCUGGCAGGGGAUUCGGAGACGAAUCAAGAGGACGCGACUUCGUCGUUGUCCAAUGAGGAAUAUCCUUCGGCAAACAUCGACGCACUAAUCCCUGUAAUAGGCGACGAGAAAAAGGCGACUCAGUUGUGGGACUCAGAGAAAUAUCCCUCGGCAGGCACGCACGCCGAGCAGGAGGCUCCCGUGUAUCUCACGCUUGAGCCGGCAAAAGAGCUGCAGUCCCAAGAGAUUGCCGCUGAAGAAGAACAAAGAAAAAGCGACGAGAAGAAGGCGACUCAGUUGUGGGACCCAGAGAAAUAUCCCUCGGCAGGCACGCACGCCGAGCAGGAGGCUCCCGUGUAUCUCACGCUUGUGCCGGCAAAAGAGCUGCAGUCCCAAGAGAUUGCCGCUGAAGAAGAACAAAGAAGAAGCGACGAGAAGAAGGCGACUCAGUUGUGGGACCCAGAGAAAUAUCCCUCGGCAGGCAUACACGCCGAGCAGGAGGCUCUCUUGUAUCUCACGCUUGUGCCGGCAAAAGAGCUGCAGUCGCAAGAGAUUGCCGCUGAAGAAGAACAAAGAAGAAGCGACGAGAAGAAGGCGACUCAGUUGUGGGACCCAGAGAAAUAUCCCUCGGCAGGCACACACGCCGAGCAGGAGGCUCCCGUGUAUCUCACGCCUGAGCCGGCAAAAGAGCUGCAGUCGCAAGAGAUUGCCGCUGAAGAAGAACAAAGAAGCGACGAGAAGAAGGCGACACAGUUGUGGGACCCAGAGAAAUAUCCCUCGGCAGGCACGCACGCCGAGCAGGAGGCUCCCGUGUAUCUCACGCUUGAGCCGGCAAAAGAGCUGCAGUCGCAAGAGAUUGCCGCUGAAGAAGAACAAAGAAGCGACGAGAAGAAGGCGACACAGUUGUGGGACCCAGAGAAAUAUCCCUCGGCAGGCACGCACGCCGAGCAGGAGGCUCCCGUGUAUCUCACGCUUGAGCCGGCAAAAGAGCUGCAGUCGCAAGAGAUUGCCGCUGAAGAAGAACAAAGAAGCGACGAGAAGAAGGCGACACAGUUGUGGGACCCAGAGAAAUAUCCCUCGGCAGGCACGCACGCCGAGCAGGAGGCUCCCGUGUAUCUCACGCUUGUGCCGGCAAAAGAGCUGCAGUCCCAAGAGAUUGCCGCUGAAGAAGAACAAAGAAGAAGCGACGAGAAGAAGGCGACUCAGUUGUGGGACCCAGAGAAAUAUCCCUCGGCAGGCAUACACGCCGAGCAGGAGGCUCCCUUGUAUCUCACGCUUGUGCCGGCAAAAGAGCUGCAGUCGCAAGAGAUUGCCGCUGAAGAAGAACAAAGAAGAAGCGACGAGAAGAAGGCGACUCAGUUGUGGGACCCAGAGAAAUAUCCCUCGGCAGGCACACACGCCGAGCAGGAGGCUCCCGUGUAUCUCACGCCUGAGCCGGCAAAAGAGCUGCAGUCGCAAGAGAUUGCCGCUGAAGAAGAACAAAGAAGAAGCGACGAGAAGAAGGCGACUCAGUUGUGGGACCCAGAGAAAUAUCCCUCGGCAGGCAUACACGCCGAGCAGGAGGCUCCCUUGUAUCUCACGCUUGUGCCGGCAAAAGAGCUGCAGUCGCAAGAGAUUGCCGCUGAAGAAGAACAAAGAAGAAGCGACGAGAAGAAGGCGACUCAGUUGUGGGACCCAGAGAAAUAUCCCUCGGCAGGCACACACGCCGAGCAGGAGGCUCCCGUGUAUCUCACGCCUGAGCCGGCAAAAGAGCUGCAGUCGCAAGAGAUUGCCGCUGAAGAAGAACAAACAAGAAGCGAGCUACCACACGAGACUGGAUCGAGCGGCGCGUGCGAGACAAUAUACGAGCACCUGGAUACUGAAGGCGCUUACCACAUUAUACACACGCUUAAAAAGCCAGCAGAGGACCUGCAUUUUCAAGAGAUUGACGUUGAACAGAAUUUACACUCCUACCAGUCAACGGCUGGAGAAGAGGAGGCAUUCAAACAGAUCCUAGAGACCUACCAGCCAACGGCUGGAGAAGAAGUUGAGCAGCAGAGCAUCCCAACCGAGGCUCAGCAGCAGAGUCAUCCCCCAAUCGAACAGCAGCUGCCAGAGGCCGUGUCUGUAUUAAAUUUGCGGACAGAGGCGGCACUGUCAUUGCUUCUUCCUAAAGAGGCACUUGCCGGCCCCGCAGAUCUCGUGGAAUCGCCACAGCCUGGUCCUUACCCAGCCAUCGAAGCUUUUGUGGAAUCACCACAGCCUGACCCUCACCCAGCCAUUGAUGCCGUUGAGAAGGACACAAAAGAAACCCAAACUGAUUUUGACGAAGGCAAUUUUGAGGUUCCAGAUCCACAACAAGAACAGAAGCGCCUCAUCGUUGAGAACCUUUACCUGGCUCUCCAUCACAUUGCAACGACAAUCAAUCGGAUUGUAGAGACUCCCACCGUCGACAACCUGAUCGACAUUGCCAUCAGCAAGGACAGAGUAUUUGAGCUGUGGAAGAGGCUGCUGGUGGAGUCGGAGCACGAACUGUCCCCCGACGAUUUGCCCCCAUUGAUAGCCUUGCACGAGGACACUUCUUUCGCCAAGAAACUUGAAAGCGAUUCGAUGGGCUUGGAGUUCUUAAACAAACUACGUAACCUCUUCAGCUGGACACAUGCGAAAGAUGAAACUGCCACUGAAGUAGCCGGAACCGGCGACGUAAUAGACACCACACAGAAUCUUCGCAGCAGCGAAGAGCGUCGCGUGGCAGCCGGCACCGGCGACGGAACUGACACUCCAGCACCACAUUUCUACAAUACUUCCAGGAAGCGUUUUUGUAGUACCGAAAAACCAGAGUGCUCAUUUUUCAAGUACCGCCGUGUGGACAGCACAUUUCCCCGUUACAUUACGAAUCCGAUUGCCGAGGACAUGCCCACCACCACCGCGUCCAUGGCAGAACAGAACCCAGGGCCCGUGUCCCGUUUGCAGAUCCCCUCGUCGGGCAACAAGCGUCUGUCAAUAUUCAAUGAACCGCGCAGCGCACAGCAGAUCAUCCGCUAUCAAGGCCUCAGCAGCACCCACAUUGACUUGUCAGACGAUGAUGAGUCGCCAGUCAAUGGCUCCAUCUUCCAGUCGUUCGGCCGUGGACGUACCACUGCCUCCUCAACCGAUUGGCUGCUAAAUGGUCAGUCCUCGUCCCAGGGUAAUGGUUCUGCUCAUCCUUCAUCGAUUGUACGCCGCACGUAUGCGGAUGCAGUGCGCCUGGGCCAGGGUGGCAGUGGCUUCAUCGAGCAUGUACAGCCCGGCAUGAAUGGGCAUCAGCAUCACCCUCAUGCCGGGCGCGGAUCCCAGAACGACAGUCUGCUCAUUCACGAGGAACGUCGCUCGGAGCGCGAGCAGUAUAAUAAUCUUCUCCAAAACGUAGCCUACAAUGAACUCCGAUCAAACCAAUCCAGUCGGGCAAACCCGCCGCCGCUUUUGCCGAUCAUGAACUGGCACUCCAUGCCCAAGAAGAACACAGAAGGCUCCAGCUUCCAGACGCGACUAGAUCGAUCCGAGUACUCAAAACUGUUGGAAAUCGCCAAGCAGACGGCCAAGACACAGCGCCCAAAGUCGCAGACACCAGCACCACCGCCGCCACCACCGAUGCUGCGCACGACGGUCUGUGAAGUAAAUUCUAGUGACAGCAACUCUGGAAGCGGCAGUCCGCCGCCCUCUCAAACCACGGAAGCUGCUGCGCAGCCCGUCAUAAUCGAUCUGGACGAUAGCUCCAGCGAGCAGAAACAGGCUACGAAAAGCGAAACUGAGUAUCAGAAGCGAAUCCAGGCAAUGCAGAAGCGCUUCAGCGAAAGCAUAUUCUUCCGCGAUGAUUACGAGCAGACGUUCAGACAGCGCGAGCAGCGCCAACGCGCUGAAGCCGACCAUAAGCGUCAGCUGGCUUGCAUCGAGGCCGAAAAGGUAACCGAAGAGCGUCGCCGUCUGGAGAGUUCAUUCCGCUGGACCAUCUUGAAAUGCCACAUGGGAUGCGUGCCCUUAUUGAUGGACUUCGGUGCGAAAGAGGAAGACGAAAAGGAAAUUGAGUUUAUUCCAAUCACUGAUGAGCAGUUGCAGAAGGUGCAACACAUAGUGACAGGCCCAGAUAAUGCUCCUGUUAUCAACAAAUAUGGACUUACAAUCACUAAAAAGGAUAUUCGCACACUGACCGGCCUCUUUUGGCUGAACGACGAAGUGAUCAAUUUCUAUAUGAAUCUGCUCACCGAACGUUCGCAGCAGAAGAAGGGCAUUCUGCCCAGUGUCUACGGCAUGAACACAUUCUUUCUGCCACGCCUCAUCAAGGUUGGGUUCGAUGGUGUCAAGCGCUGGACGCGUAAGAUUGAUGUGCUGAGCAACGACAUCAUUCCAGUGCCUGUGCACUGCAAUGGUAUGCAUUGGUGCAUGGCCAUCAUACACUUAAAAAACAAGACCAUAUUCUACUACGAUUCGCUUGGAAAGCCGAAUCACAUCGCCCUGGAUGCCCUCAAGAACUACAUUAUGGCCGAGUCGCUAGACAAGCGCAAUGAGCCAUACGACAUGAGCGGCUUUAAGAUCGAAAAUGUGUUGAAUGGGCCGCAACAAACGAACGGAUCAGACUGCGGUGUGUUUAGCUGUAUGACAGCCGAAUAUAUAACUCGGGGAAAGCCGCUGACGUUUAAUCAGGAGCACAUGAGAUAUUUUCGUAACAAAAUGAUACUGGAGAUUGUUCAUGGGCAGCUGUGGAAAUAGUACUCGCCAAAAACACACACUACAGUCUACACCCUUAUGGAAUUAAGCAAUACAAAAGAAAUAGUAAAUAAAAUUAGGAAUAUAACUCUUUUGCAGGAGCGCGUCCCAAACACACACUUGCAAACAUAAUUUAUUGACUUAGUUGUCGAAAAACUACACGAAAGAAACAAAUGAAAUCAUGGGACUUGAAUCCGUCUAAAUCGUGGGAUCUAGCCACGCACGCAGCCCAAUAUGCAACCAGAAUCCCCAUCCGCUCCCAUCCCUCAAAUGAACAAAUACUUCUACAAGUUACUAAAUCUAUGGUCCAUGAACCAAAGGAAGCUCCACAACAUAAUUGAACUUGAAUACACAUUAAUUAGUACAUUAGAUUAGCAUGGGGGUUCAAUAUAAAUAAGAAAUAUAAUAUGUAACAAUAA